This is a messenger RNA of Paralichthys olivaceus (Japanese flounder), 2087 nucleotides long. It is a transcript of the gene nalf1b, whose product is annotated as NALCN channel auxiliary factor 1. Gene Ontology annotation, molecular function: stretch-activated, monoatomic cation-selective, calcium channel activity. Gene Ontology annotation, cellular component: plasma membrane. Gene Ontology annotation, biological process: calcium ion import across plasma membrane. NCBI's taxonomy places the organism in Eukaryota, Metazoa, Chordata, Actinopteri, Pleuronectiformes, Paralichthyidae. The record is from RefSeq and is a predicted model, not a curated record.
GUACGGGACAGAGACAGCAGCCUGCGUGCAUCGAAGGGGCUCGUCGCUCUUUCCUUUAAGUGAAUCUGCGAAGCGAGCGGCGGCGGACGCGCAGCAUCAGUAGCCCUACACACCGAGAGGCUCGCAACAGCUGGUCCUCCCUGCACCCCCGACGAAAGAGAAACAAACCCGGAGAGGGACGGUAGGGAGAGAGGGGGGCAUGCGGUCAAAGAGGACGCCGUUUCCCCCCGGAGAGCCAUGGAGAACCGGGAUGCGGCAGCGCGAAGCUUAAUCUGUGCGGGCGCGCUAAUUGGAUCGGAAUAGCACCGAUUGCUGCGGGCGCGAUAGAAGAGCGCCCUGGACCGGCGGAGGCACGGCACCCCACCGCUACAGGAGGAGAACCAACCGGACUCCAUCUCCCCCCCAAGUCAAUGAGUAUUGUGGCAGAGCAGCCCCCGCGGUGGAGUCGGCCAGGGCAGCACUUUUCUAAAAUAUGACCAGGGGUGCUUGGAUGCGUCGGCAGCAUGAUGAAGGCUUAAAAUACUGGUUUGCACCCCGAGAGAACGAGAAGCCGUUCACCGAGUCAGAGCGGGCCCAGAGAUGGCGACUGUCGCUGGCCUCUCUGCUGUUCAUCACCGUCCUGCUCUCUGAUCACUUGUGGUUCUGCGCCGAGGCGAAACUGACGCGGACCCGAGACAAGCGGUGGGACGCGGGGCUCGCAAUUACGGACACGAUGGGCGAGCACCCGAACUCCCUCCACCGCCACCACGUCCCAACAUCACCCGAUCCCCGCCGUCUCGCCAGAGAGCAAGAUGUUAUUUUUCUAGGGAAUUCUACCAAAUCUCUGUGGCGAAUGGACGCCUGUCACCCCGACAGCCUGUCCAAAGACUGCUUCACUUUCACGGACGCGGAGACCGUGUGCCUGGGCCUCUCCGGUGGAGGUGGCAAGGGGACGCAGCUGGCGUACGUGAAUCUGAGCGAUUUGUACCUUUCUUUUUGUAAUUCCUACUCACUUUUGGAUUUGUUUUACGGGUUUACGAGUCCGGUCGAUUUGAAUUGCACCCUGGAUAUGGCCAUGGGGGUGGAUCUGCUGGGAUGCAGCGAGUGCGUCCGGGCUUAUCAGCGUCUUGACCUGGAGGCGGAGGAGAACUACCGGGAGUUUGAGCUGCUGGUUCAGAAAUACGAGACGGAUGCGUACUCGGUCAGGACGUGCAUGGAGGAAUGCAAGAUGGUGUAUAAGCCCUGGCUGUGUUCUCAGUACUUCCAGACCACCCAGAUCCACUGCAGCAAGCGAAUCCCCUGUGGUCAGUACUGCCUGGAGGUGCAGCAGCGGUGCCCCUUCGUCCUGCCCGAUAACGAUGAUCUCAUUCAUGGAGGCAGCCCCAGUUUUAUAUGCACAGGGCUGUUGGAGGACUAUCCUUCAGGUGUGGACCCAGAUGCAGAGUGCUGCGAUGUGCGGUGGGACUUGAAAGUGGACAACCGAACCCGGGGGACCCUGAAAAGAACUCACCCGCCAUGCCAGCACCGUACCUCCCUCAGCUCCUCGGCAGCCUGCAGACUGUGUAACAGCCGGCUCAAACUCUGCCUGCUGGUCCUCGUACUCCUACACACUGUUGCCAGCCUCACUGCAUCCCACAAUGCAACAGGACUGGGCCUCCCUGCCAUCACGCCUCUGGAGGAGAGCCCUGCCAAUGAGGAGUGAUGGAGCUGCCAGGAGGAGGUGAGGUUGUCGGGUUUGGGGAUUCCCUCACCAUGGCAACCGGAGGAUGUGGAAAAGUACAGCCACGGGAGCUGUGUGCCUGUGGAGGCUCUGCAACGCUUUCUAGCGAACGGAAAAUGUGGGACGCUUUGAGACGAAAGACACACACAAAUCAAUCAAAACGAAUAAAUAAGUAGACAAACAGACAAACAAAGGGAGUCAACCGGUCCCUUUGUUAGUAAAGGGGACAAUGCCACAGCCUUUGUUGAGAGGGAAGGUCGGCUUCCUCACAGAAGUUUCUCUCACUACGCUUUUUUACACUGUGUUCCAAUUCUUGGUUUCUGUUGCACUGGCUGACUAUGGAAUAACACAAUCAUAUUCUCUUUCUAAUGUUCAUCCUUUGUGUUUG